Molecule: messenger RNA, 1284 nt
Organism: Pseudozyma flocculosa PF-1
Lineage: Eukaryota; Fungi; Basidiomycota; Ustilaginomycetes; Ustilaginales; Ustilaginaceae
Exons: 1
Coding region: 1-1284 (427 amino acids)
Cellular component (GO): nucleus
Molecular function (GO): protein dimerization activity; DNA-binding transcription factor activity
Source: RefSeq, a predicted model, not a curated record
AUGAUUGUGACACCCAACGAUACAGGCGUCGACGCCACGGCCCCGGCUGCCAGCGGAUCGCGUGCUUCCCAGCCGGAGCGCAACGGCGCUGAAAAGCCUGCUGCCAGCGAUCAGGAGACGAGCGUCAGCAGCAUUCUCGCACAGCUCAACCAGGAGCAGCUCGCCAGCAUCGUCGCCGCUGCCCGUGCGUCCGAGGCCGGCCGCCGCAGCGAGGGCUCGGGCACCGAAGGUGCCGCCGACAGCGCGCUCGAGAACCUCCCGCCCGGCCUCGGCCAGGCCGCCACUGCCUUGACCUCGAUCGCAUCAGCCUUCAAGCGCAACAGCGCGCGUGGUCAAGACGCGCAGGCAGGAGCCGAGACGGAGCGACUCGAAGAUGCGCCUCCGCCACCCGGCACGGAGCAGCAGGUGGUGCAGGACGGGCUCGAUGACACUGCUGCGCACCUUGACAGCCGCCUGCAAGGUGCGACGCGACCGCCGCGCGAGGCCGUCGACGUCAAGGUCAAGGCCGCCAUUGCCAGCCUCAACAGCAUGGCUGCGCAGCAGGGCGACGGCAGCUCCCGCCGAACCCCCGGUCGAGUCACCUCGCCCUCUGCGGCCUCGCCCGAUGGCGCCUCGCCGACCGGAACUCCGGGCAGCAGCGGCGGCUCUAACAAGCGUAUGCGAGAGCCGGACCUGGAGCGGGCGAGGAAGGACAACCACAAGGAAGUCGAGCGAAGACGCCGCUCGGCGAUUGCCGACGGUAUCACGCAGCUCUCGCAGAUUGUGCCCGGCUGCGACGCCAAAAACACCAACAAGUCGUCGAUCAUUGUGGCGGCGGUCAACUACAUCCAGGACCUCAAGAACAAUGAGGCGAGCAACAUUGAGAAGUGGACACUCGAGAAGCUGCUCAUGGACCAGGCCAUGGGCGACUUGCACAGCCAGCUCGAGGAGGUCCGCAGGGACAAUGACCGGCUGCGGCAGCUGCUCGACGAGCGCCGCUGGGUCGAGGAUCGCGAGAGGGACCGCGAUAGGGACCGCCACAGACACGUCGACGAGGCUGAGCACGAGCCUUCGGACUCGCGCUCGGCUCACCAUCUCAACGGGCAUGCAGGUUCGGCAGUGGGCGAGGAUUCGGCAGUGGGCGCGGGGGAGGCCGAGGCCGAGGGCGAAGACGACCACCACCGUGGCGCUGCGGGCGACAAGAGGACUUUCGGCGACAUGCAGGGAGAGCCCGAGCACGGCCGUCGAGUCGAAGACGGACUCGAAGACGACGCGGCGGCCAAGCGGGCCAAGGUGGCCGCCUGA